This is a messenger RNA of Nicotiana tabacum (common tobacco), 1045 nucleotides long. The record is from RefSeq and is a predicted model, not a curated record. Lineage: Eukaryota; Viridiplantae; Streptophyta; Magnoliopsida; Solanales; Solanaceae.
AUAGCUUUCUUGAUGAUGCGAUAUAAGCAGUACUCCAUUAUUUUUGUUUUGGCAUUUAUACUUUAUUUAAUAAUUGAGAUGGUAAAUGGUUUCUCAAAUUGUGCACUGACAGACAAACCCCUUUGGUCUCCAAACCUUACUCCCAAGCAGUCCAGCAUUUCUGCAACUGUGGAUUCACAAUCUUCAAUAUGUGCUGGGAGUCCAACGCCAACUAUAAUGCCAAAGAUGAAGGAAAGUCAAGUUAUGGGAGCUACAAGUGGGUCCUAUUCAGAUGAUGAUGACGUGGACGCUGAAGUGGGUCCCUGUGAACAAAGCACUGACCCAUUGGAUAUUAAACGCACCAGAAGGCAAGCCUCUAAUAGGGAGUCUGCAAGGCGUUCGAGAAGAAGAAAGCAAGCACAUUUAGCAGAUCUUGAAAAUCAGGUUGAUCAGUAUCGAGGUGAAAAUGAAUCAUUGUUCAAGCAGCUUGCAGAUGCUACUCAACAAUAUAAAGAUGCUUUGACUAAUAAUAGAGUGCUCAAAUCAGAUGUGGAAGCAUUAAGAGCCAAAGUGAAGUUGGCUGAGGACAUGGUGGCUAGAGGUUCACUAACGUCAACAAGUUUAAGUCAUCUUCUUCAAAAUUACUUGAACACUCCUCAACCACUUGGUACUAACAACAAUAAUUUGUGUCGACUCGAUAAUGUCUCUCCGACCAUCACUGUGCCCGGAGAAGACGCGUGGAGUGCAAUUUCCGGCCAGAAUCCGGUGAUCGGAGUCGAAAAUGUCAAUGCAUUUAACCGGAAUUUCAGGAAUGGUGGUGCCAUGAGUGAUACUGUUAGCUGUGUUUCUGAUGUAUGGUCCUGGGAAUCACAUGUCCCUUCUAUUUCAAAGUGAACUAAUUAUUAUGGUUUUAUGUUAUAUAAAUAUUAAUUAUUGUGGUAUGUAUGGUCACAGACAAUUAAUCAUAUGAUAUGGUUUCUAUUGUGUAUGUGAGACUUAUCAUAGUUGUAACUAUUUCAGGACUUUGGUAGUUAAUUUAAGCUACUUAUAUGUUUGAGUUUGCCAA